This is a messenger RNA of Sarcophilus harrisii (Tasmanian devil), 2454 nucleotides long. RefSeq names its product collagen alpha-1(I) chain-like. Bases 1 to 2454 code for a protein of 817 amino acids. The record is from RefSeq and is a predicted model, not a curated record. NCBI's taxonomy places the organism in Eukaryota, Metazoa, Chordata, Mammalia, Dasyuromorphia, Dasyuridae. The transcript has 9 exons.
AUGGGCAAGCUGGAGAAGACUUCAACUCCUCAUUGUGCAGAUGAGGAAGCUGGUACAAGCAAUGGGGAACUAGAGGUGCAGCCCGUGCCAUCAGCCAGAGAAGCUGCUGACACACUGCACACUCCAGCACAGAGGGUGCCCCUGCCCAUGGUGGGCUGGUUGGUCUAUAAGGAUGAUGGUGAGGAAGAGGAAGAAGCGGGCGAGUUGGGCGUGCAGAGGCCCCGGAGUGGGGCUGGAGAGGCUGAGAGCCUGGGACCCCCGGCCCGGGCCUGGAAUGCCCGUCCCCCACCAGGAACCAGCUUUCGGCCUCAGGCCCGCUCCCUGCAGCCUGCCCGGCUCGGAGACUUCGUGUGCCAGCCCCUCCAGACCUGGCGUCUGUGCCGAGGGGACUCUCAGGGGAAGACAGUGGGGAGAGCCUUGCACACAGACCCGGCCGGAGCGUGCGGACUGGCCCGGGAUUCUGAGCCCGAGGUUCGCGCUCGCUGCUCCCUCCGGAACACGCCGAGCAGGGGCAUGUCCCCUCACCGGGACGGCCCCCCUCCGGGCCGACUCCGGGCCCCUCCGCACCCCCGCCGCCCCCAGACCCACCGGAGUUGGCUUCUCCUGCUCGCUGGUGCCCCCCUGUGGCCUCCGGCGGCAGCGCCCCGAGAGGGGGAGGGCCUCGCCCUGGGGGAGGACACCGUGUCCCCGGGUGAGCAGGCCGGUGGCGGGGAGCGGGCGGCUGACAGAUGUUUACUUCGCCGCCGCCGCGCUGGGAAGGGGAACGGGCGGCCGCCCCCCCCCCCCCCAAAGGGGCCCCGGCUCAAGCCCUUCUCACCCGGGGAGGGGCGACCCAGGGACCAGGAGGUGGGGGCGGGGCGGGCUGGCGGCAGUGAGGGUGGGCAAGGUGGAGGCGGAGGGGCCCGGGCUAAGCCGGGAGGGGAAGCCCCGGGAACUCGGCGCGUUCGCCGCUCAGCAAGGACGGGAGGUGCUGGUGAAAAUGAGGGGCGGAGGAGGACGGGGACCCUCGCCCCUCGGGGAGCUGAGACCCGGGAAGCCCCCCUCCGCCGGGGCGCCCCGCUAACCUUUCACAUCCCCUCACCGCGCAAACAGUCCUCCUCAGCCCACGGGCUUCCCCACAUUCCCAGCCCCCUCCCGCCGGUCCCCCCGUUCCCACCCGCGGAAGUCCCUCUGGCCACACGGGGACCUCACCCCCAGUGUCCCACAGCCCCCAUCCUCGGGGAAUCCUCCCCCUCCUGCUUGCCCCUCCUGGUCAUCCCUCCCCGGCGGGACCUGGCGGAUGGGUCGCUUCCCAGGGACGGCGGCCCAGACCAGCUCUGCCCAGGCGCCGGCCCCGGCCUCCCGAGCCCGGCCGAGCCCCGGGGACCCCUGGGCAGCGCCGUGGCUCCAUCCCAGCCGGCCCAGCCCGAAGGGGGCGGCCGCGGGGGGGCUGGGCCGGCUGGCCCAUGGGGCCGGGGGGCCGCCCCGUCCAGUCCCGGCGCCGGCGCCGGCCUCAGCCCCGAGCCCCGGUCAUCCCGGGCCCGGGGGGCGGCGGCGGACACGGCUGGGGCCUCAGAAGUCCUGGACGGCGGGCGAUCUCCGAGCGCUCUGCUAGCGGGGCAGCUGGAGGAGCCCGCUCCCCGACGGCGGGGCAGGGGCUUGGGCUGGGGAUCCCGAGGGCGACCGGGGGACUGUGUUGGGUCCCGGCGGCGGCGGCCCGUGGGCUCGGUGCCGAGGGCUUGCCCCGCCAGCCGGCUCCGACUCGGGAUCCCAGUAGCCCGACUCGCCCACCCUCCCGCUCUCCCGGCUCUGCGGCUCCCCCGGGGCGGCAGGGCUCCGCCGCAGGAGGCUCCGAGCGCGCGGGGGGCGGAGCAGGGGGCGGCCCGGGCUGCUGGGGGCCGGGAGGGUCGGGUUUCCCGCGGCCCCGCCUCGCCCCGCUCCGCCUUCCUUCUGCCCGCCCCCGACCGUCUGCCUUCAGGGGCCAGAGGCGCGGCCGGGCUGAGGCCGCUGGCAGCCUGGGGAGCAGGUGACUCGGGGGUCUGGGGAGGGAAAGGAGCCGGCACGCCGCCCCUUGCCAAGGUCCGAGCCGCCAGCUCCCGCCCGGUCCCAUCCCCCGCCCGGGCCGGACAGCGCCCCGCCCUCCACCCCCAAGCAGCUCUGGGAGGGCGCCCCUCGCCCACUCUGCUGGCGGGGUCCCAGGCGGUCCGGAGCCAGGGAGAGCGCCCCGUCCUUCCCAGGGCACAGCCUGGACGGCGCCCCCACGGGCCCCAACCCCGGCUGGUCCUCCAGGAUCUCCAGCUGGUGGGGCGGACACGACUGGGUGUAGGGGGGGCCUGUGCGCGCGCGCGCCUGGGAGGGGGCCCGCAGACAACACCAGCGGGACUCAGCGAGGACUCUCCCGGCUACACCUCAUUCCCCAGCGGCCCUGCCCCUCCCUCCCUCCCUCCCUCUUCCUCUGGGCACAUCACCAGGUGA